Ricinus communis (castor bean) is the source of this 608-nucleotide messenger RNA. RefSeq lists its product as uncharacterized. Bases 52 to 474 code for a protein of 140 amino acids. The transcript is spliced from 3 exons. Gene Ontology annotation, cellular component: mitochondrial large ribosomal subunit. The record is from RefSeq and is a predicted model, not a curated record. Lineage: Eukaryota; Viridiplantae; Streptophyta; Magnoliopsida; Malpighiales; Euphorbiaceae. Gene Ontology annotation, molecular function: structural constituent of ribosome. Gene Ontology annotation, biological process: translation.
UUAAUCACUACUGCACCGCAGAGCUCUCUCCGAGUCUCCAUAGCAUCAUCAAUGGCGUUGAGGCUAGGGAUGCUAAAAGCCGCCAGCGGCAACAACGGUUAUACGUUAGGGUUCUUAAGGUGGACCCACGUGGCAGCCAUGCCUCCACCAUUGGAUGGGUCCAUUAACAACGCGAUUGCACCUCCACAGAUGGUUUUACCCGAGUUCAACCCGAAUCAUGACAAUAGCAAUAGCAGCUAUGACAACAACUUAGAGUUUGGGUUUCUUCCUAGUUUCUCUUUCGGUGGAUCCAUGGAUUUGAUGGCCGUUCCUAAAAAGAAGGUUUCUCGUCAUAAGAGAGGCAUAAGAAACGGACCAAAGGCUUUGAAACCAACUCCAGUGAUUAUUCGUUGCAGGAGUUGUGGUAGAGUUAAGCUGCCACACUUCUACUGUUGCAGUGGAGAAAGGGGGAACGCUGGUGAGCAAAAUAAUUAAGCAAAACAGCUUUCAGUUAUAUGUCAGCUUAGACUUUUAGUGAACUCCAGAAUUUGAUUUUCAUAUGUAGCAAUAUGAAUGGAUGUUUUCUUAUUGAUAAAAAAAAAAAAUAUGAAUGGAUGUUUUCCUCGGAA